ACUGAUCUAAAAAGUCACAAAUUAAAAUUAAAAAUCCGAUUCAUCGUUUUCCACUACCGAUGAAACAAGCCAAUCCCAUCAUUCUUCGAUUGAGGAAGUGGAGUCAUCUCCAACACAACCCCACUCCCACUUUUUUCUCCGGCAGGUGUUGCAAAACGACAUGUCGUCCAACAAACCAGGAACGAUCGGAAUCAAAUCUCACUAUAAAAGGAAAUUUCCACGUUCUUCUUCGCCAUCAGAAUCUACCGGCUGUUUCCGCCGCCGUUGUUCUUCCGCCGCAGUCUCCGACUUUAAAAACCGCCCACGGAUUUCGAACCGCCGGAAUUCGGCCGCCAAUCAUGGGCUCCCUCGAUAGUUCCGAUUCCGGAAUUGUCACCGUCGACGUUAAAACCGCGGAUAAUCUGCUCCAUUCCGGCUACGCUUUUCUCGACGUCAGGACUGUUGAGGAGUUCAAGGAAGGGCAUGUGGCGACGGAGAGGAUUGUUAAUAUUCCGUACCUGUUAAAUUCUCCUAAUGGUAGGAUGAAAAAUGCUCAGUUUCUGGCGGAAGUAUCGGCGGUGUUUAAGAAAGACGACCGCCUCGUCGUGGGUUGUCGAAGCGGCGUAAGAUCUUUGCUCGCCAUUGAAGAACUCCAAAAUAAUGGUUACAAGCACUUGAAAGAUUUGGGUGGAGGGCAUCUAGCUUGGUUGGAGAAUGCAUUGCCCGUAGCUAACCCGAAUGAAAAGCUCACGAACGACCCAAAAGUAAUCAAGGAUUGUAAAAUUGACGAACUGUGAUCUACAAGUUUGUGAUUGUGUUUGAUGCAUAUUUGUGUUCACUAUUUGCAUCAAACCAUUGUCAAUGUAACAUCUUCCAUGAUUUGCAUCAAAUCAUUUUCAAUGUAACAUCUUUGUUGAAUGAAUUGUUUAUUGAAUAAACCUUUUUUCAUCUUUA
Messenger RNA from Cucumis melo (muskmelon), 933 nucleotides. Its product is annotated as thiosulfate sulfurtransferase 18. NCBI's taxonomy places the organism in Eukaryota, Viridiplantae, Streptophyta, Magnoliopsida, Cucurbitales, Cucurbitaceae. Gene Ontology annotation, molecular function: catalytic activity. The transcript has 6 exons. The record is from RefSeq and is a predicted model, not a curated record. Bases 60 to 776 code for a protein of 238 amino acids.